Cokeromyces recurvatus is the source of this 4022-nucleotide messenger RNA. RefSeq names its product DNA topoisomerase. Gene Ontology annotation, cellular component: nucleus. The record is from RefSeq and is a predicted model, not a curated record. Bases 44 to 3934 code for a protein of 1296 amino acids. Gene Ontology annotation, molecular function: ATP binding; DNA binding; DNA topoisomerase type II (double strand cut, ATP-hydrolyzing) activity. NCBI's taxonomy places the organism in Eukaryota, Fungi, Mucoromycota, Mucoromycetes, Mucorales, Mucoraceae. Gene Ontology annotation, biological process: resolution of meiotic recombination intermediates; sister chromatid segregation; DNA topological change. The transcript has 6 exons.
AUUUCAGAUUAUUCUUUUCUCCUUAUUUAAGAUAAAAUAAAGAAUGAGUUCAGAUUCAGAUCAAGAUUUUAAAGAUGAUGAAUCUGAGGAUAAUUUCCAAAUAGAUUCAGGAGAUGAGUCUGAUGAUUUUGUUCCUAUCUCAAAGAGACGUAAGACGACAAAGACAGCCAUAGCCAAAGAAACAAAGACUACAGAGAAAAAGACACCUAUCAAACGUACAACUGUCAAAAAGGCAGUACCAACUAAAAAAACUGCCAAAAAUCCUUCGACUUCAAGUAGUAGUAGUAGUAAUAGUCUUGAUAAUUUCUUUUCAAAGGAAACACCUGCUUCAACCGCAACUACGACGCCUAUCAUUAGUGAUGUAGAAAUGACAGAUGCUCCAGCUUUAGCUAAAAAAGCACACAUUCCUAAAUACAAUGAAAACAAGACAAUUGAAGAAAUUUACCAAAAGAAGACUCAGUUAGAACAUAUUCUACUUCGUCCUGAUACUUAUAUUGGAUCUAUUGAAGCUGAAGAGCAAGAAAUUUGGGUCUUUGAUAGUGAAGAAGAUAUGAUCAAAAAGAAGAAAAUCAAAUAUGUUCCUGGGUUAUAUAAAAUUGUUGAUGAAAUUUUAGUCAACGCUGCUGACAACAAGAUUCGUGAUCCUUCAAUGAACACAAUCAAAGUCGUUAUUGAUCGAGCAGAAAAUUUCAUUUCAAUUCAUAAUAACGGUCGUGGUAUUCCUAUCACUGAACAUAAAGAUGAAAAAUGUUAUGUUCCUGAAUUAAUUUUUGGUCAUCUCUUAACUUCUUCUAACUAUGAUGAUAACGAAAAAAAGGUAACAGGUGGUCGUAAUGGUUAUGGUGCCAAACUUUGUAAUAUCUUUAGUACUGAAUUUAUUGUUGAAACUGCGGACAAAGAACGUCAAUUGAAGUAUAGACAGGUAUUCAAGGACAACAUGAGUGUAAUUGGGAAACCCAAGAUUACUUCUAAUUCAAAAGGUGAAGAAUUCACUCGAAUUUCUUUUAAACCUGAUCUUGCUAAAUUCGGAAUGACGGAGAUGGACGAAGACUUUGAAGCUCUCAUUAAGAAACGUGUAUAUGAUUUAGCUGGUUGUGUUUCUGGAGUUAAUGUUUACUUGAACGGCACCAAGAUUCCAGUCAAAGGAUUUAGCAAAUAUUGUGAUUUAUAUACUAAAUCAAUGGAGAUUCGUAAUGCUGAAGGAAAGAAACCCAUCAUUAGUGAUGGUGGAGAUAAUCCCCGUUGGGAAGUUCAUUUUGCAGUUAGUGAUGGACAAUUCAAUCAGAUUAGUUUUGUUAAUAGCAUUUGUACUACUAAAGGCGGUACACAUGUAAACUACAUUGCUGAUCAAAUCGUAAAAGCCAUCUUACCUGACGUUCAAAAAAAGACAAAUAAUAAGAAUAUUCGACCUUUCCAAAUCAAGAAUCAUAUGACACUUUUUAUUAACUGUUUGAUAGAGAACCCAUCGUUUGAUUCCCAAACUAAAGAAAAUAUGACAUUACGUGCUAGUAGCUUUGGUUCAACUUACAAAUUAUCUGAUAAAUUUAUCAAGGCUAUUUUAACAUCAGGGAUGAUUGAUAAUAUUAUCAGAUGGGUCAAGUUUAAGGAAGAGGAGCAGAUGACAAAGGCGGAUACAGGAAAAAUGAAUCGUCGUUUAAAGAUUCCCAAGCUGGAGGAUGCUAAUUUGGCUGGUGUAAGACCUCAUAACAAAGAUUGUACUUUAAUCUUAACUGAGGGUGAUUCAGCUAAAGCUCUUGUCCUUAGUGGCCUCUCUGUCGUUGGUCGUGAUAAAUUUGGUGUAUUCCCUCUUCGUGGUAAACUUUUGAACGUGCGUGAUGCCUCUAAUUCACAAAUCUUGAGCAACGCGGAAAUUACAAAUAUUAAGGCUAUUCUUGGUUUGAAGCACAACAAGACUUAUACUAGCGUAGAUGAGCUUCGUUAUGGCAGACUCAUGUUGAUGACUGAUCAAGAUCACGAUGGUUCUCAUAUUAAGGGUUUGUUAAUUAAUUUUAUUGAUACCAUGUUCCCAUCUUUACUGGAUAUUCCUGGCUUCUUGCUUGAAUUUAUUACUCCAAUUAUUCGUUGUAAGCACAAGAGAAGAAAUGAAGAGAUUAGUUUCUUUACAAUUCCCGAAUAUGAAAAAUGGGCUCAAGAGAAUAAUCGUAAUAGUGAAUGGGUGCCCAAGUAUUUUAAGGGUUUAGGUACCUCUGACAAAUCGGAUGCUCGUAAAUAUUUUAGUGCAUUACAAAUCCAUGAAAAGGAGUUUCAUACUGCUUCUAAAGAGGAACGUGAACUGAUAGAUAUGGCAUUCAAUAAGAAAAGAGCACUUGAUCGCAAGAAUUGGUUGGCUGGAUAUGAACCAGGCAUCUAUAUUGAUCAUAAUGUCAAUAAGAUCCGAAUUGGUGACUUUGUGAACCGUGAAUUGAUGCUCUUUAGUAUGGCAGACAAUAUCCGUUCCAUUCCUUGUGUUGUCGAUGGUUUCAAACCCGGUCAACGUAAAGUAUUCUUUGGUUGUAUUAAACGUGGAAGGAAUACAGAAAUUAAAGUUGCUCAGUUGGCUAACUAUGUUGCGGGUAUCACACAAUAUCAUCAUGGUGAAGCAAGUGUAGCUGCUACGAUUAUCAAUAUGGCUCAGGAUUUUGUAGGUAGUAAUAAUAUUAACUUGCUUGUACCUGCUGGUCAGUUUGGUACACGUCAUGAGGGUGGUAAAUCUGCAGCAAGUCCUCGUUAUCUUUUCACUCGAUUGACAAAGAUUGCACGUUUAAUCUAUCAUCCAGAUGAUGAUGAACUCUUGGAUUAUUUAAUUGAAGAAGAUAAGCCGAUUGAACCCAAAUGGUAUGUUCCUAUUUUGCCUAUGGUUCUUAUCAAUGGUGCAGAUGGUAUUGGUACUGGUUGGAGUACAACAAUUCCUAAUUACAAUCCUAAGGAUAUUACUGAAAAUAUCUUUCGUUUAAUGAAUGAUGAAGAAAUUAUUCCCAUGGUUCCUUGGUUUAGAGGUUUCAAGGGUGAAAUUUCUUCUGCUGGUACUGGUAAAUUCACAUGUAAUGGUAUUGCUGAAGUUACAGAGACAGGACAUGUAAAAAUUACUGAAUUGCCUGUUCGCUUAUGGACUGAUAGUUUUAAAGAUAAUUUGGAAGUUAUGCGUGAUCCAAAGGAUAAGAAGCCUGAAAUUCUUAUUAAUGACUUUUUUAAUAAUUCUACUGAUUCUGCUGUAGAAUUCACAGUCGAGUUGGAUGAAAAGAAUUUAACAAAAGCAGAGGAUAUGGGCUUACUUAAGGCAUUCAAGAUUACAAAUAGCAUUUCCACAAAUAAUAUUGUUUGUUUUGAUAAGAAUGGUAAAAUUAAAAAAUAUGAGUCUCCAGAGGAAAUUUUGAAAGACUUUUAUGAAUUGCGUUUGGAAUAUUAUGUUAAGAGAAAGGAAUAUUUAAUCGAAGCUCUUAAAGAUGAAUAUGAGCGUCUUGAUAACAAAGCAAAAUUUAUUGAUCUUGUUAUUAACAAAAAAUUAGUUUAUAUUAAUCGUAAAGAAGAAGAUGUGAUCGCUGAUAUGAAAAAUUAUGGAUUAAAACAAAUUUAUCCUCGUAAGAAGAAGAAUGCAUUAAUUGUAGAUGAAAGUGCUGAAACACAACAGAAGAAUGAAAAUGAAACUGGUUAUGAAUAUCUAUUCUCUAUCAAUGUACGUGGUUUUACUGCACAAAAAGUGAUAGAAUUACGUAAACAAAAGGAUGAUAAAUACAAUGAACUUCAAGAAGUUCAGGGCACACCACCCAAGACUUUCUGGCGUCGUGAUCUUGAAGCACUUAUGGAAGAAUGGGAGGCACUCUUAAAGGAAGAUGAACUAUUAGCUAAACAAGCUAAACCUCUUGCUACUGCUAAUACAAAGAAGAGAAGAAGAGUAGCGAAACCCAAAGCAGUCAAAACUGAAUCUAAAGAUUAAUCAUAAAAUUACGUGUAAUUUCCGGUUUCUUAAAAAUACUCUAUUAUUAGUAUGUAUUGUAUGUUUAAAAUAAAGCAAUUUCAUGCGC